AUGGGUCGUGCGUCGCGUCCGAAAAGUUCUAGGCCGGGGGAGGCUGCCGCUGCGCAUACCUUGCAUAAGGAGCGGCUAGAAAGUAAUAGUACCGCCAGCGGUUCCGCUGGCGGGGGAGAGACUCCGCCGGGAAACAAGGCUAGCCGCGACGCCUUUUCUAAAGCCAUGGACCGCGCUGAAAUUGAUAACUUCCUGGAAGCCAUGUAUGCUUCCGGGAUGGAGGCACAAAAGACGAUGGUGGAUCCGGAGACACUAGCGCUGAGCCAGUCAGAGGUUCCCGUGGUGCUGCCAAUGCCACACCACUCCCAUCUCGGUGGUGAUGGGCUGCCCGCCGUCCAGGCGGGGAACGGCGGGGCUAGUGAAGCAGCGCCGAGGAAAGAGAGGGCGCCGGCCCUUCGGGGCGACGUGGCGAAGAAAGCGGUGCGCCCCACCGAGGGUGUUACCAUAGCGGGGUUGGCGCCGCUGGCGGGGGGUUCGAGGCCAACAGUUGCUGGGAGCACACGGGUGCUCCAGCGAAAACGCCGCCAGCCGGACUCUGGUGAUGAGGAGGAAAUGGAGGUAACGGGGGCCCGAGAGCAACCCAAGAAGUCGAGGCAGGCUCCGCCCGGGGCUGUUGCGGAUGUGGCGGAAGAGAGGGACUUGGGGAAGACCCAGGAGAAGUUGGCUGACGUCGAGCAACUUCUGACAAAGGCCGACUGCGAUGCUGCGGAUGCCAGGGGCAAGUUGAACGUUGCUAUUGAGCGGCACUUGGACCAGAAUGAGCGGUACGCCAAGCUGGAGCAGGAUAUGUCUCUUGUACGGGACCGGGUGACCGCGAAGGAGAAGAAAAUUGAGAUCCUUCAACUGGAGUCCGCCGCUAAACAAGCUGAGAUCAAGCGGCUGGAGGGUGAGGUCGCUCACCUGGAGGCUGAGGGAAGCCGUGCUGCGGCUGCCGCUGUAGAAUCGUAUAAGCAGUCGGCAGAGCACAAGAAGGCACUGAACGACGCAGCCAAGGCCGGUGCCCUGGCCAAUGUGGAGAUGUUGCGGCAGAAGGGCACCAUUGAGUGGGCGAAAGCGGCAAUGCCAGUCGUGCAGCCAAGGAAAGAAGCGCCGCCGACAACCAGUACUGCUCCCACUGCCGUAACUGGUCCCGGAGUCCUCUCGGGUAGCGGGGAGAGUGGCGAGCCUCCAGAAGGUGACUCCCAGCGGACGCCUACGCAGUUCGAGGCGUCCCGUGCUGGGUUCUUGGCGGCCCACACCCGGGUGGAUGGCACGAUAAAGACUCCCAUUCCCACGGCCCAAGGGUCCGACCAGACGAGCCGCUCCCAUCCUCCGCAGGCCGCCGGUGGAACUGCUGAAGGUAGCAGGGUCGACCCAACCAACCCUGCUGAUCCCGCCAAUCCCGUCAACCCCUAA
Rosa chinensis is the source of this 1395-nucleotide messenger RNA. RefSeq lists its product as uncharacterized. NCBI's taxonomy places the organism in Eukaryota, Viridiplantae, Streptophyta, Magnoliopsida, Rosales, Rosaceae. Bases 1 to 1395 code for a protein of 464 amino acids. The transcript is spliced from 3 exons. The record is from RefSeq and is a predicted model, not a curated record.